Messenger RNA from Plectropomus leopardus (leopard coralgrouper), 7828 nucleotides. Its product is annotated as helicase ARIP4-like. Gene Ontology annotation, molecular function: ATP hydrolysis activity; ATP binding. The record is from RefSeq and is a predicted model, not a curated record. NCBI's taxonomy places the organism in Eukaryota, Metazoa, Chordata, Actinopteri, Perciformes, Serranidae. Gene Ontology annotation, cellular component: nucleus.
AGGACCACGCACAACGGUCUGCUAGUAGUCAGUGAGUCAGUCAGUCACUGAGGCAGUAGAUUAAAGAGCAGCCGAGUGUAAAACGAGGCUGAGCAAAGGAGAAAACACCUCCUGUUUACUUCUUUUUCAAGUUUUUCUUUGAGGCGGUUUAGGGAGUUUGACAGGGAGUUCCAGAGCAAGAGAUAAAAGAGGAGAGGGCAAAGGAAAGCAGAGAAGACCGGCUCUUCUCUUUUACUCGAUAACCAUGCUACUCCUGGACGAAUCAGAGUCAUUCGCAGACCAGUCCCACAGUGCCCCCUUCAGCUCCGAGAAUGAGGCUCAGGGAGGCGACUCGGCCGCUUGGCAGUGUACCCCGCCCCCAUCUACCUCACCUUCAGGGGAGACACCAGCCCACCCUCCUCCCUCCCAGCCCGUGUCCAGACCCCGCUCCAGGCCGGCCAGCCAAAGCCCCUCCCCUCCCUCCGCCCUGACAGGAACCAAGAAGAGGAGCUCCAAGCCGGCGCACAUGAGACGCAACAUCAGGAAGUUACUGAGGGAGCAUCAGUUAGAGGCUGUGACCAAAGCCGCCCAGCAGGAUGAGUUGGAGAGGAGGCGACGUCUGGAGCAGCAGAGCAAACAGGAUUUCCCCGUCCCACUGCUGCCUGAAUACACAACUGGUGACGUGACAAAGCAUGUGUCGUCAUCGUCUGCAUCAACUGUGUCGCAGCAAGAAGUCAAGUCGGUCAGACAGGAAGUGAUCUGCCUGGACUCCAGCAGCACUGGCAUCAGCGAGGACGAAGGCAAGACUGACGUGCCCGCCUCCGCCAACACAGAGCACACACACAAGACAGAUGUGAUUGAUCUGAGCUCAGGCGAGGACGACACUGUCGUCCGCAUCAGCAGCGAAUCUGUCGUUGAGGAAGAAGAGAGCGAGCUGAGCGGUGCACACGCUAACGAUGCCUUCAACCAGCCGGACACUCAAGGCAGGGUGCUGGUCAACAUAAACCAUCCAACCACAGAGAAAGACAUCUUCCUGUCACCUCAGCUGGCACGAGCAGUCAAACCUCACCAGAUCGGUGGAAUUCGUUUCCUGUAUGACAACCUGGUGGAGUCGGUGGAGCGGUUCAGCAGCAGCAGCGGAUUCGGCUGCAUCCUCGCUCACAGCAUGGGCCUGGGCAAAACACUGCAGGUCAUCUCCUUCAUCGACGUCCUCUUCAGACACACGCAGGCUCACACCGUGCUCGCCAUCGUACCUGUGAAUACGCUGCAGAACUGGCUGUCAGAGUUCAACAUGUGGGUCCCGCCCCCGGAGGCGGUACCUCCAGAUACUGACUCGGGACUGGUGACGCCUCGUGCCUUUAAGGUUCACAUCCUCAACGAUGAACACAAGAACACAACGACCAGGGCCAAGGUGGUGGAGGACUGGUCGCGGGAAGGAGGUGUGCUGCUGAUGGGCUAUGAGAUGUACCGCCUCUUGUCUCUGAAAAAGAGCUUUGUUGCUGGGAGAAAGAAGAAGAGCAAGAAAACCACGGGACCCGUAGUCAUCGACCUAGAUGAAGAAGACAGGCAGCAGGAACUGCUCAAAGGUAUUGAGAGAGCCUUGGCCCGGCCCGGUCCAGACGUGGUGAUCUGUGACGAAGGCCAUCGCAUCAAGAACUGCCAUGCCAGCACGUCGCAGACUCUGAAAAACAUCCGAACCAGACGCCGCGUGGUCCUGACUGGCUAUCCACUCCAGAACAACCUGAUCGAGUACUGGUGCAUGGUCGACUUUGUCCGACCUGACUUCCUAGGUACGCGGCAGGAGUUCAGUAACAUGUUUGAGCGUCCCAUUCUGAACGGGCAGUGUGUGGACAGCACACCUCAGGACGUCCAGCUGAUGAGGUACAGGAGCCAUGUGCUACACAGCCUGCUGGAGGGUUUCGUACAGAGACGAGGUCAUGACGUCCUUAAGGACCAGCUGCCCUCGAAAGAGGAACAUGUGAUCCUGGUGCGGCUGUCUCCAUUGCAGAGGGCGCUGUACACGGAGUUCAUGAACCGCUUCAGAGAGGCAGGAAACACCGGCUGGCUCAGCCUCAACCCACUGAAGGCUUUUUGUGUCUGCUGCAAGAUUUGGAACCAUCCAGACGUGCUGUACGAGGCCUUACAGAAGGAAAACAUGGCCAGUGACCAGGACUUAGACCUUGAUGACAUCACCUCCACAGGCCCCGCCCGAUGUCCAACUGCACCCAAUCAAAAGUCCAAGCCCCUGGAGAACCCUAACCCCAUCGGUGGACUGAGUCUUAACCAGCUACAGGAGAAAGCCAAUCAGGUCAUCACUUACGAAUGGGCAAAGGACAUUAUGUAUGACUACAAGCCCGGCAUCCUGGAGAACUCUGCAAAAAUGGUGCUACUGUUCCAUCUGAUAGAGGAGAGCGUCAGGAAGGGAGACAAAAUCCUCGUCUUCAGUCAGAGUCUGUCCACACUGACUGUGAUUGAGGACUUUCUGGCUAAGAGACCAGUGCCGCCAUCGCCCAACACGUCCAGCAGAGACAGACCCAAACAGAACUGGGUUCGCAACCUCAACUACUACAGGUUGGAUGGAAGUACCACGGCCUCAGAGAGAGAGAGACUGAUAAACCAGUUCAACGAUCCCAUGAACACCUCAGCGUGGGUCUUCCUGCUGUCAACCAGGGCUGGUUGUCUGGGCGUAAACUUGAUUGGGGCAAACCGUGUGGUCGUGUUUGACGCCUCCUGGAACCCUUGUCAUGACGCCCAGGCUGUGUGCCGCGUCUACCGCUACGGUCAAAGGAAGCCGUGUCAUAUCUACCGGCUGGUGUGCGACUUUACGUUGGAGAAGAAGAUCUAUGACCGACAGAUCUCCAAACAGGGCAUGUCAGACCGGGUGGUGGAUGACCUGAACCCUGUGCUGACCUUCACCAAGAGGGAAGUGGAGUCUCUUCUUCACUUUGUGGAGGAGGAACCGGACCCCUCUCAGGUCCAUCUGCAGCCCCAGGACAGCAUGGAGAGCGUCCUUCGAAAGGCUCUUCACCUCUAUCCUCUCCAGAUUACUAAGCAACCAUUCCCCCACGAGUCCCUGCUGAUGGAUCGCAGGGAGCUGAAGCUGAGCAAGGCUGAGAAGAAAGCAGCAAAGAAAGGUUACGAGGAAGAGAAGAGGGCAUCUGUGCCAUACACCCGCCCUUCCUACGCGCACUACUACCCUGCCAGUGACCAGAGCCUCACUAACAUCCCUGCCUUCAGUCAGAGAAACUGGCGCCCUCCUCCUCGCACUGAAGAGAAGCCAGUGGCCAGUAUCCGGCCAGUCCAGUCAACUCCAGUUCCCAUGAUGCCCCGACAGGCGUCUGCAGGCUCGGCUCCAGGCAACGACUCAUCAGGUUCCAGCCUCGGAGGUUUUCCUGUCAACUGCCUGCAAAAAGCUGGUGUGUUUGUACAGAGGAUCGUCACCACUACUGACAUAGUGAUUCCAGGCACCAACAGCUCGAUAGAUGUCCAGGCCAGGAUCACUGCGGGAGAGAGCAUCCACAUCAUCAGAGGCACCAAAGGGACUUACAUCAGGUCGUCUGAUGGUCGAAUCUUUGCCAUCAGAGCAGCUAAUAGGGCCAAGACUGCAGAGGAGAGCACUACAGCGCCACCCAAAGACUCCCAGGCCCUAUCGGACGAAGUGUCAACCAAUGGCAGCAACGGCUGCCUGUCACCUGACAGGAAGCAACAGGUACCCUCCAAGCCUGUGCCCCGCCCCCUUUCACCCGACAGUCCGGAGAUCAUCAGCGAGUUGCAGCGCUACACGAGUGGCUCAGGAGCUGGCACCACCGCAGGUGCCGGAGCUCAGCCAGAGAGCAACAUGAACAAGCUGCCGAACACCAAACCGGCUCAGACCAAUGGGAGCAGUUUUACUGGUGGAAAUCUGAGCCACCAUGAUGCCUCCGUGACUAACGUAAUCCAGCCCAACAUGGACGCCACUGCAGCCCAAGACCUGAGAACAGGCUCCAAGCGCAAAGCCUCCACCCCGUCCAUGGACGAGCGACCCAGUAAGCAGCCGUCUGCAGACAAACACUCCUCAGCCCCUCUGGCUACAAAAGGCUUCCCAUUCUCCGGGGGCUACGGCCUCCCCCCACUGGGCCUCAACCCCGCCAUGUUGGGUGGGUCACUGGGGCACCCGCUCUUCAUGGGCGCAGGCUUGCCUUACUUCCAGCCCCCACACACUCAACUGGGGGACCCCAGUUACAUGUACCCAGAUCUGUUCGGCUUAAGUGGAUCCAGCGCAGUCCCCACCUCUUCCUCCUCCUCCUGCUCGACGACAACCACCGCGACUGCCGUCUCAUCGUCGUCAUCAUCUUCAUCAUCUUCUGCAUCAGUCAAAGCUGCCAGUUCAGUUCCAGGGGCCCUGCCGCCAUUCAUGCUGAGCCCCAGCAUGGUGGGCAUGGCCGGGAUGCUCCCACCUGGCUUCCCUCUCUCUUACAGUCAGUCUCUGGCAAGCCUCUACACAGGGUCGAUGCUCCCGGGCGGACUGCCAGGGCCAGCCGCCACUCCUGGACCAGCUGGAGCCAGCUUUCUCUCCCAGUACCCUCCCACUGCUGCCUCCAGUUCUUCCUCAUCCUCUCCCUCCUCUUUUUCCCCCUCAGCGCGAUCUGAAGGCCACCGGGGCCCGGUGCUGAUGAACGGCGGGAAUGUCAGCAGCGCCAGCAGCUCGGAUGAUGACGAUGAUGUAAUUGAGGUGAGGGGACAGUGACAGACGAAUGAUGUUUGAGCAAGCUUGAUUCAAUUUAAAAAUCAUCAAAAUAGGAUGACAUCCUGUUCGCCUGGAGGCAGGCUGCAAAGGGCCCGUGCCCGAGGCCGUGAGGGAAAUGGACAAAAAAAUGAAAGACAAAUGAUGUUUUGACAACUGAGCCCCUGCUAAAGUGUUUCCUCUGUUCGUCUCUGCCUUGGAGAAACAGUCUGAACGGGGAUUAACCGCAGACUGAACACAGAGUGACAAAUCUCAAUGCUGAGUAUCAGAAGAUGAAACCAGAGGAAGAAAAAAAAGCUCCAAAGCAAAGAAGAGAAUGAAAAUCAGAGGACUUUGGGCUUCCAAGUUUUUGUCCAAUACUGGCAUUGAAACACUAAUCACUGGACGUAGAACUGCUGCGCGUGGGCCUGCGGUGACCACAAACGGCCACUAGUUGUAGUGUUGACUUUAGAGAUUCUAGUUCUGCAGCUUUGCUAAAUGUCAAGACUCUUUUGCUUUUUUCAGCUAAAUAAAAAGAUGACAGUAGGGUGGAGUUGCUUAUGAAAAAAAAGGUUUGAUUAUUAAGUUACCUGGUAGCUUGUUAAAUAUCAGUAACUGAAAUGGUAUUGUUUGUCAGUUGUCGAAUAUUGCUACUGAAUAUUUCUUCAAAUGGUAAAAAAGAUCAUCAGAACUUUUAAAAAAGCAUUUUGAUUGAACUUAAUAAUUCACUGCCAGGACAGGGGUAUUGUAUGUUUUUGCUCUCGAAGAAAAAAAUAAAGAAGCGGGAUCAUCUUGAAGUAUCAAAGAGGCGGUUGAGGCUUGGCAAAGAUGAGGUUUAAAGACAAUUACUGAAACCUUAAAACUAAUGAAAGAAUGUAUGCUUAAUCAAAUGCCUUUAAACCAGGCCUUUUUUAAUGGAGUCCUUCUGUUUAGGCAUCAGACGUGGGAAUAUCUGAUUUUUCUUUUUUUGUGCAUUUUAUAUUUAUGUACUCUCUUUUAUUUUUUAAAAAGAAAAAUCAUUGCCUAAAAACAGCCAGGUGAAAAUGAGAAGAAAAAACUGUGUUCUUGUGAGGUGUCCUCCUCGUAGCGGAGAAACAACCAACAGAAAAUGCCUUUUUGCCUCCAUCUUUCUGAAUGUUAACUGUGAGAGAGGAGAAACAACGAGAGACGGGAGGUCACUGCGGCUCUCUGAAUCUCACCCACAGUCUUACUGUAGCCUAGAGAAAAGCGAUGCAAAGCACUCACUCAAGCCUAUAUAUGUAUUCGUACGACCCCGGAGGAAUUAAUCUCGCAAACCCCAGAGUUUUGGUUACGCUUGUGUCGGUUACUGUGUUCGUAUCUGUGUGUCGUGUUUUUAAGGUUUAAAAAAGGAAUCGUUUAAAAGAAAAAAAAAAGAAAAAAAAGGAAAAAUAGAAACUCGCAUUACUCGGUUUUCUGACGACGGCACGGAUUCCACCUCUUCUCUGCUGUUUUUUUUUGUUAUUCCCCUCUCUGUCUCAUCUCACCCUGUGAAGAGAGAAUAUUGUGAAACCAAACUUUUUUUUUUAAGAGAUGGUGUAGCUUUGCCAAAAAACAAAAACUGCACAAGCACAUCAGAGACCUCCAUCGAAGAGAAUUGUGUCUUAAGAGACCAAAUAAUGUUGUCACCAAUGUAGAGCAGAAUUCAAAAGUCCACCACGGCGGCACGCUCUCUCUAUAGCAUCCACACAGCCACAGUCGAGAAGUACAUAUCCAUCUCUCCGUAUGACCUUGCAGGUAACACUGUACACUGUACUGCACUGUAAAAGAGACACAAAUCUGUAUAGACCGGUUGAAAGCUGAGAAAGCUUCAUCAUGUGACCAAGUUCCCUUUAGAUCACCCAUCAGUUCUGCUGUUCCAAUCAAUCCCCUCUGAUCACACAAACUGAUCUACUUUGGCCUGCACUGUCCAUGUGUGGAAGAUCUUCUCCUCCAAAAAUGACUGCAGCGAGAGCUUUAAAACCCACCAGCUCUUUUGUCAAAAAACCGAAACAUCGUCAAGUUAAGACUGAGCAUUUCCUGUUCCUUUUUGUUCCAUGUAUUUUUUCUUCAUACUGAAAUUGUUAGUUUACUUAUGUUUCAUUUUUGUUCUCCUCUUUAUACAAUGUUUGAAAUUACCAAAUUUAAUUUAUUUAUGACGGUGCAUAUUUAUUCAUUUUUAUUUUUGUACAAUUUUUUUCUGGGUUUCCUUAUGUUGCUUUUUUUUGUUUUGUUUGUAAAAUGUAUAUGGUCAUACUGUUGUUACUACAGAUGGAAAAAGACGCUUUGUUUUCUUGUGUUUGGUGAUUUUUUUUUUUUUUAAUGAUGAUCUGCGAGUCUGACCCAGCUCAUGUGAACUUGUGCAGAACUUGCAUGUGGACCAACCGAUUAGUGCGUUACUGUGCACAUUAAGGGUAGCAUUUUUAAGAGCGACAAAUUAUCAUAUCCCAUUUGCGAUAACUCUGUUCAGCUCUUGAUUAUGAGAAAUCCCAAAAAAAGGGGCAUCAGGGAUACACUGAUGUUUAUCAUGAUACUGAGCUGUGCUAAAACUUCUUUAUCAGCCAUAUGAUAUCCUGCCUGUUCACACGUUUCUUCACAAUUGGGAAACAAAUCUUAAGUAUUUAAUAAUAUGAGCCAUUUGUGUGCAUGUAAGCUCAUUCACGAGUUCAUGGGUCAGAAAGUGAAGCAGUCCAGCCACUCAUCCUCUGAACAGAAAGAAAAUAUAAUAAUAUCAAGUGCUUUUCUUUCCUUUUCUGUUUCUGUGGUUGAUUACCAUAUCAUCAGAAGUGUCCAUCUGUGUCAUCCCCACGAUGGCAAAACAAGCGAGUUUCCUCUGUGUUGAACUGUUUGGUUGUCAGCUGUACGCUCGCCGCACUGACUGACUGCUCUUUUAUUUCGCAGCUUUCUACUUGAAUUUACAUAUUUAUUUAUACAAAUCGAUUCGGUCGGACGAGCCGAGCCGACUUUCUCAUUUCCAUUUUAGCCGAGGAGAAGAUUAAAGCUGCUGUCUUUGAGGAUUGGCUCGAGUCAAAGCCUGUUGUGUAGUUUAUCGAUGAAUAAUGUGUAUGACCUUGGAUUACUUUUAGAUCCUUUUUGGUUUUUUUUGUUUUUUUGCUUUUGGAAGUUUGUAAAUAAAAAGAAACAUGUUCU